Molecule: messenger RNA, 2249 nt
Organism: Gasterosteus aculeatus aculeatus (three-spined stickleback)
Lineage: Eukaryota; Metazoa; Chordata; Actinopteri; Perciformes; Gasterosteidae
Source: RefSeq, a predicted model, not a curated record
CCAGCUUGUGAGCCAGUUCUCAUUGUAACAAAGAAUGAUGGCAUCUUGGAGCUUAAUCAGUUUGACGGACUGCCGUAUUCCUCCAGAUUUUACGAAUUUCUCAGAGGAAGGAAAGAGCUGCCAGAGUGGAGCGCAAAGAGUGACUUCAUGGACUCGUUGGUUGUCAUCGUCAGUGACGCUGCCAAAACUGGGAGAAGUUCUCAAAUUCCCCAGUUCUGCCUGUCAGUCCGCUUCCAGCACCCAGAUUCACUCGCAGCCGGCGGCAAGUGCUUUUGUCUGUACCCAGAGGACAGACGGCUUCCUACGGAGACUCGGCCACAUGUUGUGGAGUCGGACGUCUCUUCCACGGUGCUCUUCUUGAAGAGGAUGCAGAUCGCCGGCCUGGGCCACUGUGACUUCAUCGACAGGCCGGAUCCUGAAGGCCUAAUGCAGACUUUGGAGGAGCUAGACUUCCUCGCAGCUCUGGAUAAUGAUGGCAACCUCUCCGAGGUGGGCAUCAUCAUGUCCGAGUUCCCCUUGGAAGCCCCAGGUGGCCAAAACUGUGUUAGCGAGGUGGUCAUCGCCGCUGCCAUGCUAACACGUAACGGGGUGCACUUCCAUUCCAACAAACAUCUGUUGUAUAGUGUUAUAGAGCAAACGGUAGGUUCUGAACAUCCCGUUCCUCGUGGUUUGUUUUUAGCACCAACUUGCUUCACGGUCCCUGAGCCGGGGUCGACCCGGGGCCACAUGGAGCUCCAUCCACAGGGAGACCACUUCACCCUCAUCAUUAUCUACAGGGCCUUUGAGCAGUGCCAGCAAGAUCCAUACUGCGACGUGGACAAAAGGUGCGAGGACCGGUGCCUGAACGAGGACCUCACCGACGCUCUGAGGAGGAUCGAGCUGCCCGUCUCGGCGCCCGCCUUCGGUUCACCAAACAACACCCUCGACAUUGAGAGAGCCUUGCUGGCGGGUUUCUUCAUGCAGGUGGCGCGGGAUGUGGACGGAUCAGGCAACUACUUCAUUCUGAGCCACAAGCGCGUGGCACAGAUCCAUCCGCUGUCCGUCCCCAAGCUGGGCCUGCCCGAGUGGGUACUGUUCCACGAGCACUCCUUCUCCGAGGACAACGCCGGAGGAGUAAAUUGGGUUGAAAUUGGGUCUACUUUUGGGCCGUGCGGUCUUGUGAACCCGGUAGACCACCCGUCGUGUCUGCACAUCCAAAGGAGCUCCGAGCCCAAUCGGGCCGACUCAUUCCCGUUCCCUUUUGGUCCAGAUGUAAAGCCCCGGUUGAGCACAGACUAGUCAUGCAGGUGGUGCAGGGAGGUAUCCUAAUCCCAGCUGGUUGGAAGGGAUUAUGGACAGCACGGAUCCCUGGGAAUGAAGAGCUGCAGCUUAAUGGAGGAAGGGAAAGCUUUGCAGCCUUUUGCCAUUCACUGUAAGGUUCCACACCUUGAAAUGUGUCGAUCCGUUCACUGCCGUGAGGAGUAGAUAUUAUUGGAAGGGAUGUAAGUCUUUUCCUCUGAAAGAAACCGAUCCAAAUUGGAAAAAAAAAGAAAAGAUUAGUUCACACAAAAAUAUGUUUGACUGUCCUUCCUAAAAAUCAAACAAUGUCCUCCCCUCCUAGGUUUAUUCCGAUGGCACCACAGUAUUUUUUUUCUCAGUACCAAAAGGAGAAACCGCCAACCUCAGCGGACAAACCAGAGGAGGAGCAGACUUCUGAGCGCUGUGUCAUCCAGUGAAUAACGGACCCCACGUUCCCCGUGAUUGGGAUGAAAUAACAAGGAGGACAUUUUGUACUAUGUUGAACGGAAACACACUUUCCAUUGGUAUGGUUGAUCAUAUAUUUUAAUUUUUAUCCCUCUACGCUACAAUACAUCACAAUACCAUGUUGUUCAAUAACUGCAUUAAUAUAUUUAAUUAAAACAUCAAUUGCUCUUUUAGUCUUGAUUUUCGGUGUAUGUAUUAAUCCACCUAUUCAACAUCUGAUUGCUAAGCGUGUAAGAGGACGGACCGUGGCUGCAAAACGUCUCCUAAGUAGAUCGGAGUCUGGUUUCUACACAUGGCGCUCUGUAGAAACAGCCCAUUCUAAGCUUACAAAGGUUGCGUUAUCUUCUGCUGAUUAACAACCUAAACAAACACGCUUGUGAAUAUUCUGUCCCAUUUGUGCCAAUUGGUCCCUCCUGGUCGGAUCAUUUCUCAGAGUUUCAAAUGUCAAAUUGUGUUCUACUCAAACACACGGUUAUUAUUAUUACAAUAAAGUAUCUAUUUAUCUA